AACUUAGGGAACCCCCACCUGGCUUCUGCAUAAAAAACUAAUCUUGAAGACGCAGAGGGUUAAUUUCAAGCUCCCACCACCACCACCCACAUCUCCAAUUUGAAAGCCGCCUCUCUACCGGGAGAGGAAGACUCUUUUUCGGUCAGAUGGCGUGCUGCAAUCCGCCCCCGUCAUUCUCCAGCCCACACAGACAGGGCAGCCAGCAACCAAUACGCUGCGCCGGAGGAAGAUUUCUGCCAGAGAUUUCAGACGAGGUACGAUACUCAAAGGGGAUUUACUACGCCAAUCUGAACCGGGAAAGCUUUCGGCAAUAGGUAACAGGGUAAGCAACGAAUAGGAUAACAACUGCGAUGUAUCUGAGCAAGGAGUUUUCUGCGAACAUCUGGCUCAGGGAUAGACAUAGCCUACUUAAUUGCCUCCAGUCGGUGGUUUUAUUUUAGCAGGAGCCAACAAUCCAAGUGUUUCUACUUUAGUCUGAUCGACAUGUGGGCCUAACGUGAUUUUGUUUAAGUGAUCGACCGAAAUGUGCUUGUAUUUCUUUAUCAGUUUCACUCCGUGAGUGGCCUAUACCGACCUGUGACAUCGGUGGUUUGGAGACACACCUUACCGUUUUCCCGUUUCUGCACAUCAGUCUACCUGACUAAAGGAGGUUCAUGUCUUUCUUUUCUCCUAAACUUUCCACAGCUGUGUGCCAUGUCUCUGCCACGCACACUUGGGGAGCUGCAGCUCUAUCGGGUGCUGCAGAGGGCCAACCUGCUGGCCUAUUAUGAAACCUUCAUCCAGCAGGGUGGUGACGAUGUGCAGCAGCUCUGUGAGGCCGCGGAGGAGGAGUUCCUGGAGAUCAUGGCUCUAGUUGGCAUGGCCACCAAACCACUGCAUGUGCGUAGGCUCCAGAAAGCUCUCCGAGACUGGGCAGCGAACCCUGCCCUUUUCAGCCAGCCUGUCUCUAGCGUUCCUCUCGGGGGCAUCCCACUGUUCAAAGUGGAGGGGACUGGCACUGGUGGAUCAGCAGGCGGGCCCAGGAAGUCUUUGAGCAAUGGGCAGCCAGAGUCACCUUGUGAAAGGGAAGAUCGGGCGUGUCUCACUCCAAUGCACAGUGGGAGUCCAAGAAGCCCUUGCUCCCAGGCCUCCCCACAGCCACCAGACACACACUACAGGGAAAAACUGUCCCCCAUGGACCCACACUGGCUCAGCCCAGAGCCUGAUGGGGCAUCUGGAAUAGAUGAGGAGCCCCCGAGCCCACCUCUGCUGUCACCAUGUCCUCCAGGUCCCUCCACAUCUCCUAGCCCCUCUGUUUCUCUUGCCUCGUCGGCCCUGUCAGCCUGGCCCGGAGGACAGCUGGAUGGGGAGACGGCAAGGGCUGUGGUGGAGACUGUGGAGAGGCUCCUCAGGACCCUGCCCAGGUCAGAUCCUGCAGAGUGGAAAACUCUACUUAGGAUGAACAAGAAGAUGGCAAAGACUGUGGGACACAUCUUCAAAAUGGGGUCCCAAGAUGUAAGCAAAGAAGAAGAGAUCCGAAAGUACAGUCUUAUCUAUGGACGCUUUGACUCCAAGAGGAGAGAGGGGAAGCAGCUCACACAUCAUGAGUUGAUCAUCAACGAAGCUGCAGCCCAGUUCUGCAUGCGCGACAAUGCCCUUUUGCUGAGACGGGUGGAGCUCUUUUCUUUGGCUCGGCAGGUGGCAAGAAAAUGUGCCUACACCUCCACACUAAAGCAUGCAAGGACAAAUACAGACGAGAAUAAUGUACUGUGCCAGAAGAGAGCGAGACAUGAGGUCAUCAUGCCUGAGAGUGUGCCAUCAUUUCUCGGAGUGGAAGGCUCAGAGGGUUUGACGCAGAGGGCAGAUGAUGACAGCUUAUCUGCAGAAAGCCUCGACAGUGUGUCGCAUGACCACGACAGUAAAGUUGAGAGGCGGAGCUCGAUAACAGUGUGCAGGAGCAGCAGCCCUUGCAUCACCAAAGACGACUCUAAUCAUCGAGGGAAAUGAAAACGCUCAGCUUUUUUCAGGCAACUUGUCCUCAGGCCUGCCACUAAACUUCACUUAGAGUCUGCAAUACCGACCCUGACUGAUCUGAUGAGGAAAAGACUCUUAUCGACUUCAAAAUCAACACAGUAAUUAUCUGAAUUUACCAGCGACUGACAUUGUAAACCUGCAGUGACAUCUGACCACUGACAUUGUGGAUCAAAAAUGUUUUGAAUUUAAAUUCAGUAAAUGUGUAGGAGAGACACUUUUUUUUCUAAAUACAUGGACUACGUGUCCUGCCGAUUUUAGCUGAUAGUGAAAAAUGUACUGAUUUUAUCCGGACAAACCUGACUUUUUUAAAUUAAGUCUAUAGUGUAUUGUGAGAAGUGCCAUGUGAUGAGAGAGCCACCUGUUUAAGAGAAAUGGCCUCGACACAGCAGGGGGCACUGCAACUUUGGAAAUUGUCUCUCUCAACUUACUCCAGUAUCAUACUGUCCUUAUGUAAAGGAAAUUUGGUUUCAAUAGGAAGACUUUUAUCUACAUUUUCAGAAAGUUACAAUCUAAAAAUGACAACAUUCUCAGCAGCUC
Molecule: messenger RNA, 2550 nt
Organism: Etheostoma cragini (Arkansas darter)
Lineage: Eukaryota; Metazoa; Chordata; Actinopteri; Perciformes; Percidae
Gene: nab2
Product: NGFI-A binding protein 2 (EGR1 binding protein 2)
Exons: 6
Coding region: 694-1986 (430 amino acids)
Biological process (GO): negative regulation of DNA-templated transcription
Cellular component (GO): nucleus
Molecular function (GO): transcription coregulator activity; transcription factor binding
Source: RefSeq, a predicted model, not a curated record